AUGACCACCAGCGUCUUAGCUGCGAACCCUGCGAACCCUGCGAAACCUGCGAAACCUGCGAAACCUGCAAAACCUGCAAAACCUGCGCCCCCAGCCGAUCCAUGCGUCACAAUCAGGGCAGCAUGCACAAAAAGUUGCAUCGGCGAACCACCAGGUCUAAAUGACUGCAGAGUCCAAGAAACACUAGGGGAGUUGUCCGCGGUUAUUCAUCUCUGCGAGUGUUAA
This is a messenger RNA of Pyricularia oryzae 70-15, 225 nucleotides long. RefSeq lists its product as uncharacterized. Lineage: Eukaryota; Fungi; Ascomycota; Sordariomycetes; Magnaporthales; Pyriculariaceae. The record is from RefSeq and is a predicted model, not a curated record. The transcript has 2 exons. The coding region runs from base 1 to 225 and encodes 74 amino acids.